Molecule: messenger RNA, 258 nt
Organism: Lachancea meyersii CBS 8951
Lineage: Eukaryota; Fungi; Ascomycota; Saccharomycetes; Saccharomycetales; Saccharomycetaceae
Source: the annotation of a GenBank genome assembly
AUGAGCUCUGAAUGGGCCCAAAAAACCAAGCUAACACGGCUGGUUAUGAAUGCGGUUGGAUUGCUGAUUUUUGACGAAAAUUGCAACGUUAUUGAAGCGUCAGGCGUCGGAAAAGACCGUUUAGCAGACAUCGUAACAAUCAGCCAAAAUCCGGUCGGCAACGAAGGUUUUGGAGCGCUAGAAGGAUCAAAUUUGAAGGCCGCGGUGUACCAGCGGGAUGGGAAGACUGUUGUCGUUUACACGGCUCUAAAUAGCUGA